Molecule: messenger RNA, 1853 nt
Organism: Amphimedon queenslandica
Lineage: Eukaryota; Metazoa; Porifera; Demospongiae; Haplosclerida; Niphatidae
Product: anthocyanidin reductase ((2S)-flavan-3-ol-forming)-like
Exons: 1
Coding region: 98-1741 (547 amino acids)
Molecular function (GO): oxidoreductase activity, acting on the CH-OH group of donors, NAD or NADP as acceptor
Source: RefSeq, a predicted model, not a curated record
CGUAGGAGUAUAUAUCUAUUAGAGCAGCUCUGUCCCGUCUUCAUUGUUACUGAACCGUCCUGAGUUAUUGUUGGAAGUAAAAGGCUAAAAGCUCGCCAUGUCCGAAGAGAAUCAACCUACUCUUGAAACUGCUGCUCCCGUUGAAGAGGCGCCACAACAAGCUGAGCCAGUAGCAGCUAAGCCAGAAGACAACAGGCCCCUUGUGUUGGUAACUGGAGCCUCCGGCUUCAUAGCUGCACACGUCAUUAAGCAGCUAGCUGCCAAUGGAAAGUAUAGGAUCCGUGGGACUGUUAGAGAUGCUACAAAUGAAGCUAAAACAAAACCAAUCAGAGAGCUGCCUGGAGGGGAUACAAUGGAGCUUGUUAGCGCCAACCUCACGAGCGAGGAGGAAUGGAAAGCUGCUGUGAAAGGCUGCACGUAUGUGCUUCAUGUUGCCUCACCUUUCCCAUUGAAGAAACCCAAAAAUGAAGACGAGGUGAUCCUUCCAGCUAGGGAAGGAGCUCUUAAUGUUCUCAAGGCAUGCGCCGAGGAAGCAGGGAGCCCAGAUCGCCAGCUCAAGCGGGUUGUUCUCGUCAGCUCCAUUGCAGCUGUCUCUAAUGGGUUAGUUGGACCCUCUGGCACAUAUUCAGAAGAGAAUUGGUCAGAUGAGACAAAGAUUCCUCCAUACGAAAAGAGCAAGCUCCUAGCAGAGAGAGCUUCUUGGGAAUUCGUAGAAAAACUAGAGGAUGGGAAAAAGUUUGAGUUCUCUGUCGUUAACCCAGCAGUAGUAUUUGGUCCUCCACUUAAUGCUUCAAGUGGUAGUGGUAGUUCUUUGUCUUUAAUCACAAACGUCAUUGGAAACAAGGUCCCUGGUAUACCAAACCUAUAUGUUCCUUACAUUGACGUGAGAGAUGUUGCAGCUGGCCUUAUCGCUGCUAUGGAGAAACCAGAGGCAGCAGGAAAGAGGUACCUUCUUGCAAAUGAAGAGCCACCACCUUAUCUUGAUAUGGCUCAAGCGAUAGCCGAUGAGUUUGAACCUCAGGGAUACAAGGUUCCGGCCAAGCCAAUGAAUAAAGUUCUGCUGUGGGUUGCUGCUCUGUUAGAUGAAGGAGCAAAGUUGGCUAAGAGUUAUCAAGGGAUAGAAAUCAAAUACAACAUCAGUCGAAUGGUCGGUGAAUUAGGCAUUACUCCUAUACCAUACAAAACAUGUGUCCUUGAUACUUGCUAUGGUCUUAUUGAUCAUGGUUUGAUCAGGAAGACUCCACAAUACUUGGGACACCCUGACAACCGACCUCCUCCUCAAGAACCAGAAGCUGAAGAACCAAAAGCUGAAGAAACAAAAGCUGAAGAACCGAAAGCUGAAGAACCGAAAUCCGAAGAACCGAAAGCGGAAGAGCCUAAAGUGGAAGAACCUAAAGCUGAAGAGCCUAAAGCGGAAGAACCUAAAGCGGAAGAACCUAAAGCCGAAGAGCCUAAAGCCGAAGAACCAAAAGCUGAAGAGCCUAAAGCCGAAGAACCUAAAGCUGAAGAGCCUAAAGCCGAAGAACCUAAAGCUGAAGAACCUAAAGCUGAAGAACCAAAAGCUGAAGAACCAAAAGCCGAAGAGCCUAAAGCUGAAGAACCAAAAGCCGAAGAGCCUAAAGCUGAAGAACCAAAAGCCGAAGAGCCAAAAGCCGAAGAACCAAAAGCUGAAGAACCUAAAGCUGAAGAGCCAAAGGCCGAGGAAACUGAAGAACCAGCUGAAGGAGAGGAAUCAUCAUAAACCCAAUAAUAUUAUAAUUUUAAUGAUAAAUUUGGUUUUUAGUGAAUUUUGAUUACUGUGUAAUGCUAUGACCCUAUUUAAUUGAAUAAUGUUAAAUCAGUAGAGAACACUA